This is a messenger RNA of Psylliodes chrysocephalus, 6668 nucleotides long. NCBI's taxonomy places the organism in Eukaryota, Metazoa, Arthropoda, Insecta, Coleoptera, Chrysomelidae. The record is from the annotation of a GenBank genome assembly.
UCCUGUAUUUUGAUAACUAAAUUAUUUAUUAAAGGCAUUAUGUUUUUCAACUCAUUUUUCAUAAUCGUAUUUUCAGCCUUCCGCAUUUUCUCUUGGAGAGAUGGUAGUUCCACCAAUGGCGAAUGUCCUUAAAGUGUUUUUGGAGAACGGCCAAACGAAAUCCUUUAAAUAUGAUGCCUGGACGACUGUACAGGACGUCGUGACGUCCUUAGAAUCGAAACUCUGCCUUCAGGCUACCGAGCAUUUCAGUUUGGUCGUGGAACAUAUCAAAUCCCUGAAGAGGAACAAGUUAACCUUAUUGGAUCCACAGGAUCUUUUGGCAAGGAUAGCUUCAAGACCUGGGGCGCAUAAGCUCCGCUGUCUCUUCAGGGUAGCCUUCGUACCAGCCUCUGCAGCAGCUCUGGCUCAGAAAGAUCUUCAUGCCUUAGACUAUCUGUACACGCAAUGUUGCAAUGAUGUCAUUCAGGAAAGGUUCGCACCAGAACUACAGUAUGAUACUGCUUUAAGGCUAGCAGCACUUCAUAUUUAUCAGCAUGCCUUAGCCCAUAACGUCCAAGCUUCAAAAUUGACUGUUAAAACUGUAGAGAGGGAAUUUGGUUUGGAACGGUUUAUUCCAGCGUCACUUUUAGAAAAUAUAAAGAGAAAAGAAAUUCGAAAGUUGAUUGGACAUUUCUUAAAGCUGCAUUCGAGUAUGGCAGGUUUAGGUAAACAGCUCACACCACUUCAAGCGAAGCUGCACUAUUUAGAUAUCGUCGGCCAAUUGCCUAGCUAUGGCGCUAAGUGCUUCUCAGCUGGUCCUAGAGGCGAUACUAUGGAAAGAGUCAUUUUGGUCAGUCCAAAAUUCGGAAUUAGUCAAAUUACGGGUACUAGAAAGUCAGUUCCUAUUCCUAUUGCAAAUAUAGAAGAUAUGCGUUGUCUGGAAGUUAGAAGCGAAGAUGAAGUGACUAGAACAGUACUGAUCCAUCUCCAAAAUGAAAAAAUAGUACCAAUAUCUCUAGAAGAACGUGACGCUUGUGAAUUAACACUUGUUCUUCGGGGUUAUUUCAAGCUAGCAACAAAUCAGAAUCUUCCUGUAGAUCAAGAAGAACCACCUCAGAUUGAAGACCUGGCCCCGCCAUAUUUAUCUCAACAUAAAGUAGUGCCAGAGAAGUGGAGCUUCAUAGAUCAAAGUUGUUUAAAGACUUCAUGUUUUGCUGUGAUGCCUAUUUAUAAAAAUAUUAAUAAAAAGACUAACGGUUUGUAUAAUACUGUUGGUCGACAAUCUAAACAACCAUUGAUGAUUCAAUAUAGUUUAGAUAAUAAUAUGAAUAGGUCUAUAGCUGAUAGGAAUAGGUUCUUCAGUGUUGAUAAUGGAAAACCCAAUCAUGUUGAUAGUGAAGCUUAUGAAAAUGGAAUUCUUGAAGCUAGAAAUGACGAGAUAUUUAGAAGAGUUCAAGAAAUGCAACAGUUAGUAGAAUAUUCAGAGCAAUAUUUAACAGAGCAAGAAAAUUUAGAAAGACUGAAUUCAUUAGCAGAGUGGCAGGAAACGAGUGUGGAUGUUGAAAGUGACAAUGAUGAACCAGGAAAAUUAAAGCACAGUGACUCCUUGCUUCUUUUGAAUAAAGGGCACAGUGGUAUAGAAAGGCGGCAUUCUUUUACUAGUGCCGCCAUUGAAUUGUUAAGGCAAGAAACUGUUUGCUCAGAGAGCGAUAAUGAAUCUAUUUACACACCCAGCAAUUCGCCAAAGCAUAAACUUCUACCGAAUAAUUUGGACAACAAACUGAAUAGGGUGAGUUUCGGCUUAAGAAGUCCUGACGGUCAUACGGAAAAAGAGCAGGAUCUUCAAGCCUAUCUUCAAUAUCUUCGCGAGUCAAAGAAGAAUGAAGAUAAUAUAUCUAGUGGAGAUACUGAAUCUAUUAAUGAUAUGUAUAUUUUUGAUCCAGAUAUUAUAGAUCUGACGUUAUUACCCCCUCCUAGUACCCCAGAUGAAUUGGAUUGUGCCUUACCGACACCUAUUAAUGUUCCGCCCCGGUCUUUUGCGGAUUCGAUUGACAAAUUAAAUAAAUUAGGUAUUUUAGAUGAACAUCAAGAUCUCGAGGAUUUUUUAGCCAGCGUAACGGUCCUUCCUCCGACACAAAAAUUAACUCCAUCCGUAGAACUGACCCCCGAAGAGAUAAUGUCCUACAUUAUACCACCACCUCCAUUACAAAAUAGUACUGAAAACUUGACAAUAACUCAAAGGGAAUUCAUUCCUACUACUCAGUCUAGAGAUGUAGUCGAUGGAACUAGCGCUGUAAGCACGUCAAAAGUCAUAGAAUACGCUACAUUUGAAAGAAAGGGGCCUUUUUCAUGCUGUGCAAAAAAUAAGACUGAAAAAAAUUUGAAAGUAAAUGAAAAUAUUCAACCACUACCGAGACGUAGUUCAGAUGAAAAACCUCCCGAACGACCACCAAAAACUGUUGCACCAGAGAGGCAAAGGUCUCAUUCUUUGACUACUGGUAUCAUACCUGCCUGUGAUUUUCCACCACCAAAACUUCCUCCACGUGGAGAAAACAAUCACCAGCCUCCACCGCAUCUCUUUCUACCUCCAAAGAAGCCACCUUUACCCCCUGUACCCUCUUUAGAAGUGUUAAGACAAAAGAAAAGUGUACAGCAAAUGAAGGCCGCUAUAGAAACUAGAACGGCUAGUAUCGGAUCUCCGCUUUUUCAACGUAGCCGGAAUGUUUCUAAUGAUCUAGAAGCCAGUGCUGUAGGCACUGAAAACGGAAGUCCAUGUUUGAGGCACGCUACCGCUGUGAGUACUCCUACGUCACCACAUUUAGGACGAAACGCUCAUCUAAAAUUAGUUCCUGUACUAUUAGACUCACCAGAUUCUCCAAAAUUAUCAAGCACUCAACUACAAGAAACUUCUUUAGCUCGUUCGCCGAAUCAUAUUUCUAAUUCAUCCGACCUAUUUGAUCGCUUUCGGUCGAGCUUUAAAAGCUCUGAAGUUAAUGACAGCUUGCAGAAGCGUAAUGGUUGUACCUCUAACAGAGAAGAUUUGCUCCAGAAAACUGACUUGGCUAUGACAAAUUUAUUACUCAGAUUGGAUCAAGUGGCAGCACAAUGUACUGCUGCUCAAUUGCACGGAGGAGGAAGAUUGAUAAGUGAAGAAAAAUUUCAGGCGGCAAAGGAAGAGCUAACAUCGCAAUCUCUGCAGUUAGUAACGUCUAGUAAAAUGCUGGUAAUAGCGAUGUCAGACCCGAGCCUUCCUGAUCUCCCAGAAAAUCUGGCAAUAUGCCUGACGAUCCUCAGGCGGUUGACAGAGCUCUGUCAAGAUUUGACCAAUCACACGACUGCUCCUUUGCAGACUAGAAACCUUAUUCUUAAAGUUCACGAUGUCACGGCUGCUUUUCGUACGCUUUUGAACUCUAACAUUGACAGAAGUUCACAGAAGGCAAUUGAAGAUCAUCUGGCAUCGCAAGCGGAAUCUCUUGCUAAUGUAUUAGCUACAUUGCUGCGGAGUUUAAGGGUAUUUUCGCCUUGAAUCUCGUAGGUUUUUUAUUGUUAGGUAGAUUAAUAAGUUUAUAGAUUUAUACCUGUGUUUUGUUUUGAUUUUUAUUUAACGAAUGUUUUUCGUGAGUUACAGGAUAUUGAAUUGAGAUUUAAAAAAAAAUUGAAUAUACUUGGUUUUCCCAGUUAAGUGAAGUAACGCUUUAUGUACAAAGAUAAACCUAAUUAAUAUUAUACUUAAAACUUAAGACUUCGUUUUAAUAGUAAAAAGUACAGUUGCGUCACAGUUAUAAUAUACGCGAUGGCGUCGUCAUAAUCAGCGUCUAACUUGUACAUUUGAUGGCGUAACUCUUAUAAAUUUGAAGGUUAGUAUGUAAAAAACAAAAAUCGUUUUUCUAUUCGCUGGUUUGUGAUGAUUUACCGUUCUUUGCAGUUUUAUCUGAUGACCUCUAUACCUUCCUUAGAAACCGGAAGAGGUCACCGUAGUAGUUUACAAACCGUAGAUUAAAUGACAAAAUUAAACAUAGGGGAACCUGUUGUGCCUCGGAGUCAUUUUGUUUCUUUAUUUUGUUUAAGUUCACCUAUUACCUUUCGUUGUAUAAUAUGUACUGUUAAACAUAUCAUAUAUUUUUUUGAUAAAAAUAAAUUAUUUAUUUCGAAAAAUAACAUUAAAAAAAUACAUGUUGUCCAAGGUACAACAGGGAUGAUGUUCCUAGGACACAGGCAAGAUGUACGUACCUUGGACAUAUAUUUUAUUAGUAUGUAAUACUAUACUUUUAAUGCAGUAACCAAAAGUUCUGUUGAGUAUCAUCAUUUCCUUAACCUUGCAAAUGUCUCGUUUCGAAUGACUUUUCUUAGGGGAAGAGAUACCCAGCUAGCACAAAAACAUCCCAUCUACGUUAAUAAGCUGCAAUUUUAGGCUCUUUAAGCUCGCAUGCAAUGUACUGUAAAUGUAAGCCUUAUCUCCCUGUAACUACCGAAUGUCCGCAACGGCAAGACUUUUAUAGCACAUCUCACAGAAGUUACAAAGUGAAGUUCGAAAAACAUCACACUAGCACUUUUACGGUACUUACCCCGAAAGUUGCUCUGAAACGUUCUAUUGAUGUUAUAAUGUGAAUUAGAUCUACAGCAUUAUACAGUGUGUCCACGGAUGGGCUUAACUAUACUUGUGAAAAUAUUUAUUUUAAAUUAAAAAAGUAAUUCUUCAUAAUUUCUUACUUGUUAAAUAAAUUCGAUUCACAUUGAGAAAUUAUGAAAAAUAACUUUUUCUUUAAUUUAAAAUAAAUAUUUUUACAAGUAUAAUUAAGUCCAUCCGUGGACACACAUUGUGUAAUGUAAUACAGAGAGGCUGAAAUUGAGGCUAUAGUAAAAUCUCAAUCGAGACAUGAAAAUUUCAAAUAAAACAAAAUAUUUAUAUAAAUUUAUUAUUAAAAUGUUCUUGAAAUCAAGUACCAAUAGCACAAAAGUAGAGGUAGGUGUAGGAGUGUUCUUUUAUUCAGUGCUGUAUCCAGCGCUUGCAGCAAACCGUUCGUUCACCAAUGAGCCAAGGCAUCCAUCGGCUUUAAAAGCCGAUGGAUAUGUGAUAGACGAAUGGUGAGGAUAAUCAAUCAUUUAAGUUAACCUAAAAUAUAAGAGUUCAAAUAUAAAACGACUGCAGAAUAGAUAAAUUACAUCAAUCACUGAUGGAACAAUUAUUGAAUAAAAGAACACACCUUAUAUCACAAACACAAGUGGGAUAGAAGAAGCUACCUAGAAAGCACUGAACGAUUGGACAAAAUUAGCUAAAUAGUAUAAUAAGGUACCAAUAUUGCAAAGGUUCACUAAAACCUUAAAUGGUGAAUGAUGAUAAAGCUAGAUUGGUGAAAAAUAAUAAACGAAUACAACAAUGACUAGGUACAUAUUAUUAUAUUAGAUUACUAGAGGAUAGCUAAGUUCGCUGAUUUCUUACCUAAGACGCAGAGAUAUAUCUUUUUUAAAUCAAGCCUUUUAACUUUUUUUGCAUAGAUAUUUAUAAAGUGCUAUAAUGUAACCUAACUAUGACAAUUUAUUAGAAGAGCAUAAAUUAUAUUUUUAUAUAAAAAGAUUUUACUUCUCAAUACAUUGAAUAAAAAAGAAAUUGAUAACUUGUUUACCUAUUAUUAAUUCAAGGAAAUUAUAUAGAAAUUAAAAAAUAUGCCUUACUUUGUUGUUUUAAAUAAAACAACCAAUGUUAGUGCAUUGAAAUUUGUUUGAAUUUUACAAAUUUUAUGCUUGAUUUCCAAAGUAGAUAUAUCGAUGGCUCAAUCAAAAAACGCCACAAGUUAAAAAACAAAGCAAUUACAUUUUUGGUUCAAUGGAUGCAAAAUAUCAUUACGGUUUUACUUUAAAUACCACCACGAACAAAAAUAUCCUUAAAGAUAAAUCAUUUAAAAUGUAGCCACAUACUGUGUCUAAAACUGCCUCAAUUCGAGUUAUUUUCUUCAAAAACACCCAAAUUUUUUACAACUAUGCAACAACUCACUUUUAUAAUCGUAAUCAUUUUAUUUAACAGCAAAAUAUCGAAGCUUUUAAAUAAAAUAUAAAGAGUAUGUCAAAAACAAAAUAAUGAUAAUAGAGACUUACAAAAUUUCAAAAUGAAAUUUCUCAAAAUAAUAGUAUUUUAGUUGUGGCAGUAUUUGAUUGAGCCAUCGAUAUGUAGAUUUUAUAAAAAACAACUGGUGUUUUUUAGCAAGAUAUUCUAUUAUACUCGAGAGUAUCAUCUAUGAUUUCUCUCAACUUUUCUGCUGGGUUUUCACUUGAACUGAUGUUGCAUUUCCAGGCAAUCUAGCCUGUUGAAGAGAAUGAACUGCUUGAAUUCUAAUAUACCUGACAUAUCAUGUACCUAUAGAUUCACUUUUUAUAAAACUUCAGGUGUUAUAUUCUUCUUUACACUUCUGUAGUAUUUACUUUUGCUUCUAAAAUUCCUAGAAUGUCAAAGGAAACCUAAAAAAUAAUAUUUUUAAAAUGUAUUUUUAGUUCGAUAAAGUAUAAUUACCUUUUAUAAGUAUUUGGUGUAAAAUGUUGCCGGACAUUCGGUUAAAUGUUUAUCUUCUGGUUUACAACGAUUGAUCUGCAAUUAUUUGUUUUUAUUGUAGUUUUUUUUUAUUUGGUGUCAUCGGCAUCGACUGCUAAAGAUACUUAAUGAAUGAAAUAAUAAAUUUACAUCAGGCAUUGUAAUC